AUGAGUUUUAUCAUGAAGCUUCACAGACACUUUCAAAGGACAGUUAUUCUGCUUGCCACUUUUUGUAUGGUGAGCAUUGUUAUUUCUGCUUACUACCUGUACAGUGGCUACAAACAGGAAAGUGAACUCUCUGAAAUGACUUCAGAAGUGGAUUGUGGUGACCUCCAACACUUGCCAUAUAGGCUGAUGGACAUGAAGUCAGCAAGGCUUUCUGAUGCCUCAAGGACAGAUCCCAUAGUCUUAGUGUUUGUGGAGAGCCAGUACUCACCGCUUGGCCAAGACAUCAUUAUGAUUCUAGAGUCAAGUAGAUUCCAAUAUUACAUUGAAAUUGCUCCUGGAAAAGGAGAUCUUCCGGCACUUACAGACAAAACUAAAGGCAAAUAUAUUCUCAUUAUUUAUGAGAAUAUUUUAAAGUAUAUAAAUAUGGACUCCUGGAAUCGAAGCCUUUUAGAUAAAUACUGUGUCGAAUAUGGUGUGGGUGUCAUUGAGAAGCUACAGAACUUUCAGAUAAAAGGUUUCUCUUUUUCCAUAUAUGGAAACCUUGCAGUAAAAGAUUGCUGUAUUAAUCCUCAUUCUCCAUUGCUUCGUGUGACCAAAUCUUCCAAGCUUGAAAAAGGUUCUUUACCUGGAACUGACUGGACAGUUUUCCAGAUUAAUCACUCAGCCUACCAACCAGUGAUAUUUGCCAAAGUAAAGACCCCAGAAAACCUUUCUCCUCCCAUAUCUAAAGGUGCUUUUUAUGCCACUAUCAUACACGACCUAGGGCUCCAUGAUGGAAUUCAGCGAGUUCUUUUUGGAAGCAACUUGAACUUUUGGCUGCACAAGCUGAUCUUCAUUGAUGCUAUCUCCUUCUUGUCAGGAAAGAGGCUGACAUUGUCCUUGGACAGGUACCUUGUGGACAUUGAUGAUAUAUUUGUGGGAAAGGAAGGAACGCAAAUGAACACCAAUGACGUUAAGGCCCUGCUUGAUACUCAGAAUCUUCUGCGUGCACAAAUCACAAAUUUUACAUUCAACCUGGGAUUUUCAGGGAAAUUUUACCAUACAGGAACUCAAGAGGAAGAUGAAGGAGAUGACUGUCUGUUGGGGUCUGUGGAUGAAUUCUGGUGGUUUCCGCACAUGUGGAGUCACAUGCAGCCCCACCUCUUCCAUAAUGAGUCAUCUUUGGUGGAGCAGAUGUUUCUCAACAAAAAGUUUGCCUUAGAGCACGGCAUUCCUACUGACAUGGGCUAUGCAGUGGCCCCUCACCAUUCUGGUGUCUACCCUGUCCACGUUCAGCUUUACGAGGCCUGGAAGAAGGUUUGGAAUAUUAAAAUCACCAGCACUGAAGAAUAUCCACAUCUGAAACCAGCUAGGUAUCGGAGAGGCUUCAUUCACAAAAACAUCAUGGUUCUUCCAAGACAGACCUGUGGGCUUUUCACUCACACAAUUUUCUACAAAGAAUAUCCAGGGGGUCCUAAGGAGCUGGAUAAGAGUAUUCAAGGAGGUGAACUUUUCUUCACUGUGGUCCUCAACCCAAUCAGUAUUUUCAUGACCCAUUUGUCCAACUAUGGAAACGACCGGCUGGGAUUAUAUACAUUUGUUAAUCUGGCUAACUUCGUGCAGACUUGGACCAACCUGCGUCUUCAAACUCUGCCUUCAGUGCAGCUGGCUCACAAGUAUUUUGAGCUCUUCCCUGAUCAGAAAGACCCUCUCUGGCAGAAUCCUUGUGAUGACAAACGUCACAGAGACACCUGGUCUAAAGAAAAAACCUGUGAUCGCUUACCAAAAUUCUUGGUGAUAGGACCCCAGAAAACUGGUACCACUGCUUUGUAUUUGUUCCUGGUUAUGCAUCCUUCCAUCCUUAGUAACUCCCCCAGCCCAAAAACCUUUGAGGAGGUACAGUUCUUUAAUAGAAAUAACUACCACAGGGGGAUUGAUUGGUAUAUGGAUUUCUUCCCUGUUCCAUCUAAUGUCACCACUGACUUUCUGUUUGAGAAGAGUGCCAAUUAUUUCUACUCAGAGGAAGCUCCUAAAAGAGUUGCUUCCUUGGUCCCCAAAGCCAAGAUCAUCACCAUUCUCAUUGACCCAUCAGACCGAGCAUAUUCCUGGUACCAGCACCAGCGAUCACAUGAAGACCCCACAGCUCCGAAGUUUAGCUUCUACGAAGUAAUCUCGGCUGGGCCCUGGGCACCCUCAGAACUUAGAACCUUGCAGAAGAGAUGUUUGGUCCCCGGGUGGUAUGCCAGCCACAUCGAAAGAUGGCUUGUUUAUUUCCCCCCCUUCCAGUUGCUAAUUAUUGAUGGGCAGUAGCUAAGAACAGAUCCUGCAACAGUGAUGGAUGAAGUACAGAAGUUUCUAGGAGUCUCUCCUCAUUAUAAUUAUUCGGAAGCUUUAACAUUUGAUUCUCAUAAAGGCUUCUGGUGUCAGUUAUUGGAAGAAGGUAAAACAAAAUGCCUUGGAAAGAGUAAAGGAAGAAAAUAUCCUCCAAUGGAUUCUGAUAGCAGAGCCUUUUUGUCAAGCUACUACCAAGAUCACAACGUGGAGCUCUCAAAGCUGCUGCACAAACUGGGACAGCCUCUGCCAUCCUGGCUAAGACAAGAGCUGCAGAAAGUGAGAUAGCACUGAGAAAAAAGCUUCC
Molecule: messenger RNA, 2617 nt
Organism: Castor canadensis (American beaver)
Lineage: Eukaryota; Metazoa; Chordata; Mammalia; Rodentia; Castoridae
Source: RefSeq, a predicted model, not a curated record